UGCCUGCUAGGUAACGAGCAACACUGAUUCCACGACAGAGGUCACAUCAUCUGUAAUUUCAAUGCCAGGAGCUUCGACUUAAAUAGAGCUCCAUCUUCCUGUAAAAUACUUCAAACCAGAAUAACUGCUGCCAGUAAUUAGCACCAAGUACAGGGUGCAUCACGAGUUCUAAGAACAUCUGCAAAAUCCCUGCCCAUUUCAAGGCACUGGGCUGCUAGCAAUGCCUUACCGUGUCGAGCUGUCCAAAAGCGGCAGAGCUGGUUGCAAGAACAAAGAAUGCAAAGACAAUGGCAUCAAAAUCAACAAAGAUGAGCUUCGCUUUGGUACCUGGGUUACAAUCCAGGAGAAGGGCACCUGGGCGUGGAAGCAUUGGGGCUGUGUCACUCCUAGCCAAAUAAAAAAUGUUAGCGAUGCUAUCGAAGGAGAUUUCGAGCAAUUGGAUGGUUUCGACGAAAUUCCUGAGGAUUUGCAGGACAAGGUCAAACGUUCCGUGGAACAAGGCCAUGUCGACAAUGAGGAUUGGAAAGGCGUAUGUCAACAAUCAUGUAGACAUCAUCGACAAGCUCCAUUAAUAAGUAUUUCAGGAUCCCGAGUGCAAUGUCCCUGGUAGUCGCGGCAUGCGGAAACCUGCUCCCCGGAAGAAGGCUGGCAAAGAAGAGGCAAGUAUUAUCCCUCAG
Messenger RNA from Xylona heveae TC161, 677 nucleotides. Its product is annotated as zf-PARP-domain-containing protein. NCBI's taxonomy places the organism in Eukaryota, Fungi, Ascomycota, Xylonomycetes, Xylonales, Xylonaceae. Gene Ontology annotation, molecular function: DNA binding; zinc ion binding. The record is from RefSeq and is a predicted model, not a curated record. The transcript has 4 exons. The coding region runs from base 221 to 610 and encodes 129 amino acids.